AUGGAAACCACUUUGAAGGCCAAAAGCUACCUAGCGGAGAAAAUCAAGUUGGCAAAGUUGACACUGACAAAAAGCACGGAGUUAGACUUGCUGCUGGCUGAAGCGACGAGCAACGAAGCCUGGGGACCCGACAGCCGGACCAUGGCGCGCAUCGCGGCCGCGAGCCGCCGCUUCGACGACUUCGAACCAAUCAUGGCUUUCCUCUGGAAAAAACUGGAGGAGACCCUGUCCCUGGCCGCGCGCGGCAAGCUGACCGCGUGGCGCCCCGCGCAAAAGGCGCUGGUCCUGCUGGAGUAUCUGCUGAUGCACGGCGGCGAAAGGGCGAUCAAGGACGUGGAACUGCGGGUCUACGUUUUCGAAGAUCUGGCGGGCCUGCAGUGCGCUGACAAGCAGGGGUUCGACUGCGCCCAGGGUAUCCGAGCGCGCGCCGCGCACAUCUGCAGCCUCGCACGCAGCGACGGCACGUACCAGGCCGAGCGCGCGCGCGCGCAGGAGCUGUCGGGGCGGUUGGGGAACCUCCAAGGGUUUGGGAGUCCUAGGCGCGAAUCUCUCCCUGUAAAAAAGACGGAGCGCUUCUCCUUACAAGACCAGUCUGCAGAAGCCGGUUUGUUUGAAGAGGGGAACGAGGCAGCGUCCCUGAUCGAGAAAAGUACGCGCGACCAAACCGCUGUCCACCUCAAAAACCGCGUGCAUUGGGCAGAUAGUGCAUCAGCAAAGUCCGCAGCGAACGCGACAGAGCCCUUCCCGACUGAAUGGAGAUUUGUGGCGGAACCGGGGGAGAUUAGAGAAUCAGGAGAGUUUACGGGAGGCUUCGCUGGGUCUACUCGCGGUGAAAGGGACUCAGUCGGACAAGAUGACGUGUCUACCUGGAAAGAGAGCGUGGCUGGCCCGAAACCGCCACAGUACCGCUCCGGUGAACCGUCCGGAAACAAGGAAGCGGAUGAGAAGCCGCGAGUGCGCGCGCGCGCGUUCGACGGCAGCGCGCUGAGCUCCCACUCGCGCGUCGACAGCUGGCUCGCGCAGGGAAUGGCGCUUCGGGAUCCGCGACUGGACGCCGAAGACGGCCGUCAGCCGAACGGUGGAAAGUUUCCGGGACCGGAACGGCGGACACCGGAAGCUGAACGCUCGCACUCUACCGCUGAAGAGGCGGCGCAGACCGACUCUCCGCUCGCAAAGGAAGCGCUCAUUCCAGGAGAGGCGACCACGAAAGGGUUAGAAAGAGCGCCCUCCAGGGAUCUCAUCACCUGGGACGACGAAAGGCCGGAACGUUCCGGCAAGGACACUUCCGCCGGAAGGGGAUACGGAGGCGCGGUUUCGGGGAAUCUGAGUUGGGGUAGUGCAGAAACGGCGAACAGUUUCCCAAUCAAGGCUGCGCAGAAAGAGUCGCCAAAAGUUCCGGCCAUUCCUCCGCCGCCCCGGAGUGCGAGCUCUCGUGCAAAUCUUGGUGACGCGGAUAGGGAUCUGCUUUGGACAACUCCGAGUCAAACCGUAGAUGUCGACGCGCUUCUUGGCCUUGCAGGCGGUUCGUUCUAA
Messenger RNA from Klebsormidium nitens, 1533 nucleotides. The record is from the annotation of a GenBank genome assembly. Lineage: Eukaryota; Viridiplantae; Streptophyta; Klebsormidiophyceae; Klebsormidiales; Klebsormidiaceae.